ACAAUGAGGCAAUAGAGAUGCUUCCCUUUGUGAUCGUCACCCUGGGCUCUGCAGGGACUACCUGCAGGUCCUCCAGCUGCAACAACAGCAGCACCAAGGAUUACUGCUACAGUGCGCGCAUCCGCAGUACUGUACUGCAGGGAUUGCCCUUCGGAGGGGUGCCUACUGUCCUCGCCCUCGAUUUCAUGUGCUUUCUUGCACUGCUGUUUGUUUUUUCCAUUUUGCGCAAAGUGGCCUGGGAUUAUGGACGUCUGGCAUUGGUAACUGAUGCUGACAGGCAACGACGCUGGCAACAGGAGCAAGAGGAAAGGGAAUAUGUUGCGUCUGCUCUACACUCUGAUAGCCAUGAUCGCUAUGAACGCCUCACUUCUGUCUCCAGCUCAGUGGAUUUUGACCAAAGAGACAAUGGUUUUUGCUCCUGGUUGACAGCAAUCUUCAGGAUAAAGGAUGAUGAAAUCAGGGAUAAGUGUGGGGCAGAUGCAGUCCAUUACCUCUCCUUCCAGCGGCAUAUCAUUGGGUUGCUAGUUGCCGUAGGUGUCCUAUCUGUGGGAAUUGUCUUGCCAGUGAAUUUCUCAGGGGAUCUUCUUGAAAAUAACCCCUACAGUUUUGGCAGAACAACUAUUGCUAACCUGAAUUCUGGGAAUAACCUCUUAUGGCUGCACACUACUUUUGCCUUCUUGUAUUUGCUGUUAACUGUGUACAGCAUGCGUCGCCACACUUCAAAGAUGCGCUACAAGGAGGAUGACUUGGUGAAACGGACUCUCUUCAUAAAUGGCAUCUCAAAAUAUGCGGAACCUGAAAAGAUCAAAAAGCAUUUUGAGGAGGCCUAUACAAAUUGCACAGUGCUGGAAGCACGGCCCUGCUAUGAUGUAGCCCGGCUGAUGUUCCUUGAUGCAGAAAGAAAAAAGGCAGAACGUGGAAAAAUCUACUUUACCAAUUUGCAGACCAAAGAGAAUACCCCCACAAUGAUCAACCCAAAACCCUGUGGCCAUCUCUGCUGUUGUGCUAUCAAAGGCUGUGAAGAGGUGGAAGCCAUUGAGUACUAUACCAGCCUGGAGGAGAAGCUGAAAGAGGACUACAAGAAGGAAAAAGAAAACGUCAAUGAGAAGCCACUGGGCAUGGCAUUUGUGACUUUCCAUAAUGAGGCCAUAACCGCUAUAAUCCUUAAAGACUUCAAUGCUUGCAAGUGCCAGGGCUGCAAAUGUCGUGGGGAGCCCAAGGCUUCUUCCUGCAGCGAGUCUCUCCACAUUUCAAACUGGGCAGUCUCUUAUGCACCUGACCCUCAAAACAUCUACUGGGAGCAUCUCUCAAUACGUGGCUUCUUCUGGUGGUUCCGCUGCCUGAUCAUCAAUGUGGUGCUCUUCAUCUUGCUGUUCUUUCUCACCACACCUGCCAUUAUCAUCACCACAAUGGACAAGUUCAAUGUCACUAAGCCUGUCGAAUACCUGAAUAACCCUAUCAUCACCCAAUUCUUCCCUACUCUAUUACUGUGGUGCUUCUCUGCUUUGCUUCCUACAAUUGUGUAUUAUUCAGCAUUCUUUGAAGCUCAUUGGACUAGGUCUGGAGAGAACAGGACAACCAUGCACAAGUGUUACACUUUCCUCAUCUUCAUGGUCUUGUUGCUGCCAUCACUGGGCCUGAGCAGUUUGGAUGUGUUUUUCCGCUGGCUCUUUGAUAAAAAGUUCUUGGCUGAAGCUGCCGUAAGAUUUGAAUGCGUUUUCUUACCAGACAAUGGGGCCUUUUUUGUGAACUAUGUAAUAGCUUCUGCAUUCAUCGGAAAUGCCAUGGAUUUGCUGCGCAUCCCUGGUUUGCUUAUGUACAUGAUUCGGCUUUGUCUUGCCCGCUCAGCCGCUGAACGCAGGAAUGUCAAAAGGCAUCAAGCUUAUGAAUUCCAGUUUGGAGCUGCUUAUGCCUGGAUGAUGUGUGUCUUCACUGUGGUUAUGACUUACAGCAUCACGUGCCCCAUCAUUGUUCCCUUUGGUCUGAUGUAUAUGUUACUGAAGCACUUGGUGGACAGAUACAACCUCUAUUAUGCUUACCUACCAGCCAAGUUGGACAAGAAGAUUCAUUCAGGGGCUGUGAAUCAGGUGGUGGCAGCACCCAUUCUAUGCCUCUUUUGGCUCCUUUUCUUCUCUACUGUGCGCACAGGAUUCUUGGCUCUCACGUCCAUGUUUACUUUCGUGGUUCUUGUCAUCACUAUUGUGAUCUGCCUAUGUCAUGUCUGCUUUGGACACUUCAAAUACCUCAGUGCUCACAAUUAUAAGAUUGACCACACAGAGGCAGAUGCUGUGGAUGGAAGAGAGAAUGGGCGGCCUGCUGCCAGUCAACCUCCGGCCCCUAAAUCAGCUAAAUACAUUGCCCAGGUGCUACAGGAUUCUCCACCAGACGGUGACAUGGCUGAGUCUGAAGAACAGGGCUCCCAGGACGAGGAUCUCAUCAACCCCAAUGGCAUUAAUGACACAGAUUUCCAAUCGUGUGAGGACAGCCUGAUAGAAAACGAAGUCCAUCAUUAGGGA
Molecule: messenger RNA, 2516 nt
Organism: Protobothrops mucrosquamatus (brown spotted pit viper)
Lineage: Eukaryota; Metazoa; Chordata; Lepidosauria; Squamata; Viperidae
Gene: TMEM63B
Product: transmembrane protein 63B
Exons: 23
Coding region: 18-2513 (831 amino acids)
Cellular component (GO): plasma membrane
Molecular function (GO): calcium-activated cation channel activity; nucleic acid binding
Source: RefSeq, a predicted model, not a curated record